This is a messenger RNA of Dermochelys coriacea (leatherback sea turtle), 3623 nucleotides long. RefSeq names its product coenzyme Q3, methyltransferase (gene COQ3). Bases 1786 to 2703 code for a protein of 305 amino acids. NCBI's taxonomy places the organism in Eukaryota, Metazoa, Chordata, Testudines, Dermochelyidae. The transcript has 7 exons. Gene Ontology annotation, molecular function: 2-methoxy-6-polyprenyl-1,4-benzoquinol methyltransferase activity. Gene Ontology annotation, biological process: ubiquinone biosynthetic process. The record is from RefSeq and is a predicted model, not a curated record.
AGGGCGGAGCUGGGCAGCCGCGCUCUGCCUGGGGCGAUGUGGGGCUGCGGCGGGCUAAGCAGAGCAGCCCGGGCUCUAGUCGCCCCGCGGGGCCGGAGCCGCGGGGCGGGCCCGCCCCCGCCCGGGAGGAGGCCGGGGGCAGCGGCGGGCAAUGGUGAUUUUGGCUAAUAUCUCAUUCCUGAGGGUCACAAAGGCACAGCGAACAUGGCUGCUGAUGGCUUCCUUAAGCUGCCUGAGUUUGUGUGGGACUAGCUUGUUUACUGCCAUAGUGCCAGCUGAACUCAUCACAGAGUGGCAUGGGAAGGCGUCUUUAUCUCAGAGGAGGAGAGAAAGCUUCCAUCUCUAGAAUUCUUCAGGAGAGGAUUGUAGAAUAUCUCCAUGAAAGUUUCAUCGGGAUCUCUUGAGGAUAAAAGAGACAUCCCUAUUCUGAUAAACAUAGCACUCCCCAUGACCCCCCUCCUAGCCCAAAAAGCCAAAGAAAUGAAAAGUGGACCUGAAGUCUGCCUCGGUUUCUUCCACUGCUACCUGAGCACAUGACACAGAUUUGAUGUGGAUUGUAUAAUCAGACUGCCUUACAACCCUUUUUGAAAUGUAUUUUCUAACAUUACACCAGUACAACAAUGAAAAGUUGAUCCCUUGUUUUAACUUGUGAAUGGGACUGGUGUCAUUUUAAAAUGGGGAACAAAGGUGGGUGGGGGGAAGCACGAGAUGAGGUUUGAGGGAAAGGAAAAACAAAAACAAAAAAAUUGCAAGGAAAACUGCUCGUACGCUUACUCAAAUUCCCUUCCCCUUUGGCAGUGGGUUCAUCUGUGCUCACCUGGUGGGACUGGCUAAACUCCUGCACGGUUUUAGACUGUUCCUAGAUUGUGGCAUGGUUUGAGUUCCCUGCCAUGUCUCUCUCUUUGCUCCCCCUGCUGUUCAUGGCAGGCAUCUCCUUCUCUGGCUCCUCCAUAGUUACUAUCCUGAACACCAUAGUCAAGUCCUGAAAUUGACACUGCUAGAUCGAUGGAAGAAUUCUCCCGUUAACCUAGCAAUGGUCUCUCAAGGAGGUGGAUUAACUACAGUGACGGAAACCCCCCUUCACUAUGGUGCCUACAGACGCAAAGCUGCCACACCGUAGCUGUGCUGCUCAAGCAUUUACAGUGUAGACGGGUCCUAAGAGCUGUACUGUCUUAGUGCAAAGGCAAGAGUCAGCUUCUGUUUUUAGCACACUCUUGGAUCACUUGAUUAGAUCAAAAGAAAUGCAUUCUUCCUUAACCUUCCUGUGAAGUCUUGAAGUAAUUCUUGUUUUAAGGUUGUAAAUUGAUUUAAAUGCUUAUUGUAGUAAUUGGCAAACCAGAUACAUUGUACCAUGGAUCUGUUAAUUGAAUUUCAAUUGGAAUCUUAAUUUGAUUGUUGGAUUAUGUCCUAUUUGAUUAGUUCAGGGAAAUUAGAAAUAAAUCAGUGAUACAUUUGCUUAGCUUUGUAUUUGUUUGCAUAUUCUUUUCAUAAAUACAUAAAAACGGGGGACUGGUUUCUCUCUCAAAACUUUUGUGUGAGAAAACAAUGUAUUCGCAGGUAAAGGUAAAUACAUUGAUUAGCUCCUGGACGCAUAUGUUAAUUAUUUAAAAUCUUAUGACCACUACAUAGUGUUUCAAACCAUUUUGACAAACAGAUCUUUUAUCUCUGAAUGAUCAUAAAGCUGAUGAUUUCCAUUGCACUGAUUUUGUUGUAUAUGCAGGUGACCAUUAUGGUCAGGCUUUUCAGAGAGGUCCCAGGGGCUUCAGUGAGAACUACAGCUGGAAAAUGCAGUUGACAUCCAAUAGUACAAGGUUUGUCUGUCUGACUGAAAUGAAAAGCAGCAUGUCUGCUAUGAAGAGGCUAUACAGUACUUCACACACAACAGUGGAUUCAAAAGAGAUGAAAAAAUUCCAGCUUUUGGCACAUAGAUGGUGGGAUGAACAAGGAGAAUAUUCCACCUUGCAUUCUCUGAAUGAUAUCAGAGUGCCAUUUAUUAGAGAUACUCUAUUGAACAUGAGUAGUGAUCAUCAGCUGGGAAGCCCUCUGUCUGGUGUAAAGAUUCUAGAUGUUGGCUGUGGUGGUGGAUUGUUAAGUGAACCUCUAGGUAGACUGGGAGCUUCAGUUACUGGCAUUGAUCCUCUGGAAGACAACAUUAGAACAGCAGAACAGCACAAGUCAUUUGAUCCAAUCCUAGCCAAGAGAAUACAGUACAAACCGUGUUCACUGGAGGAUAUUGCAGAAGAAGCUACAGAAACCUUUGAUGUAAUGGUUGCUUCUGAAGUAGUGGAGCAUGUGGCUGACCUAGAAACAUUUAUCAAGUACUGCUAUCAAGUGUUAAAACCUGAAGGCUCGUUAUUCAUUACUACAAUCAACAAGACACAGUUGUCCUAUAUCUUGGGGAUUGUUGUUGCAGAGAGAAUAAUGGGCAUUGUACCAGAAGGUACUCAUGACUGGGAGAAGUUUAUUUCACCUGACGAGCUAGAAUGCCUGCUAGACUCAAAUGGCUUUUUAGUCAAGACAGUGAAUGGAAUGUCAUACAACCCCUUGUCAGGGUCCUGGAGUUGGAUUGAAAGCACUAGCAUUAACUAUGCGGUGCAUGCCGUGAAAACUAGGGUAAAAGAACAAUCAAGUUCAAGAGAGCCACCUUCAGAGACAGAUAAGGAGGAGCACCUAGCCGAAGCUAGUGCCAGCACAACUGUGUGAGACACGGUAGUAGACAAGCAGCAAGAAGUUGAAGGAAGAUUUGCAUAAAUGGUUGUAAUAAAACUGUUUGUUUGCAACAACAAGUCUACUGUUCAUAUAAAUGGCAGUUAAGAUGUUUUUGCCAAUCUGUUUCAAUGUAGUCUGGGGGGAGAAUUGCUUAUUCUCUCAGGAAUCAUGUGGGAUUAAGAUGGGAAAGUUUUUGGAGAGCUCUUUUAUGAGAAAAUAAUUUCAAACCUUCAAAUUAUUCUGUCAGUAUUUGUGUACGAUGGCUUUUACAGUCCUACCAAGAAAACACAAGUUUCAACAGGACUCCAGAGAGUAAUGGGCUGAUGCUGAGUUCAAUGUGGAGUCACUUUUAAAAAUGCAAUACACUGUGUAAAUAGAAGGAUUUAAGCAAUUUUUAAAUUAAACUACUCAAGUGCACUGUUCAGAAACUUGUUUCUGUGUUUAAUUAAUUGUUAAAACACCAAAACCCUCUUUUCCUCCUUCCAUUCUGGAUAUUCCAACUGUGGGAAAAGAAGGGACGGGUAGUGACAUAGGAGCUCUUGCUCUGUCUCUGUGCCACUGCUGUGAGCCUUCCACUAGUUACACUAGUACUGCAGUCUGGUUCAGCGGUGGCAACACCACACUUGAGAAUCUGGUCUCUGAAUGUCAACCUGUCACACCCUCCAUAAAUGGGACCUGUUAUCAGGUCCUUCAUAUUUAAGUAAAAUCGUCACAAUUUAAACAAUCACUUUUGUAGCAUAAAGCAGCAGUUAACAGGCCAUCAGUUCAUUUACAAUCUGUCAUAGAAUCUAAAUUAUGUGAAUGGCACAAUCCUUUACCUACUUCACUGAGCUGAUAGGAGGUGUACUUAGUAAAAAGCUAUUCUGCUCUGAAAUGCGAGUCUCUAAAUAAAAUGGUGUUGCAUGUGUCCAUGA